Staurois parvus is the source of this 333-nucleotide messenger RNA. The record is from the annotation of a GenBank genome assembly. Lineage: Eukaryota; Metazoa; Chordata; Amphibia; Anura; Ranidae.
UCCAGCCCGGUGUGCCUUUGCCCGGUGUGUCUCUGCCUGGGGGCCCGGCACCCGCCGCUCCGCCUGAGGGCCCGAGACCUGUCGCUCCGCCUGGGGGUCCGGCGCCCGCCGCUCCGCCUGAGGGCCCGAGACCUGUCGCUCCACCUGGGGGUCCGGCGCCCGCCGCUCCGCCUGAGGGCCCGAGACCUGUCGCUCCACCUGGGGGCCCGAGACCUGUCGCUCCAUCUGGGGGUCCGGCGCCCGCCGCUCCGCCUGAGGGCCCGAGACCUGUCGCUCCGCCUGGGGGUCCGGCGCCCGUCGCUCCGCCUGGGGGCCCAAUGCCUGUCGCCCCGC